This is a messenger RNA of Ipomoea nil (Japanese morning glory), 1092 nucleotides long. RefSeq names its product 25.3 kDa vesicle transport protein. The coding region runs from base 279 to 944 and encodes 221 amino acids. Lineage: Eukaryota; Viridiplantae; Streptophyta; Magnoliopsida; Solanales; Convolvulaceae. The transcript is spliced from 6 exons. Gene Ontology annotation, molecular function: SNAP receptor activity. Gene Ontology annotation, biological process: endoplasmic reticulum to Golgi vesicle-mediated transport; vesicle fusion with Golgi apparatus; retrograde vesicle-mediated transport, Golgi to endoplasmic reticulum. The record is from RefSeq and is a predicted model, not a curated record. Gene Ontology annotation, cellular component: endoplasmic reticulum-Golgi intermediate compartment; ER to Golgi transport vesicle membrane; endoplasmic reticulum membrane.
CUUUGGAUCUUCUCAAGCUUUUUCUAGACGUACGAAAUGCUUUUUAUCACACAAAUUAAAGAAUACCUUCAUUACCAAGUUUUUCUUUUCAUUUCCUUGCCCCCUUCCACCCAUUUUCAUUUUUCCCCUCACUAUAAAAUCUCACACUUCUCCUGACAUUUUCACCAAUCCCAAUCAAGAACAAGAACAAGGAAAAGUGUGGUACAGAGACGUCUAGUCCACAUUACCAUAUCUUUAAAUAAAAAGUAAUUAUAUUAGUCUUUUUGGGCUAAGUUGGAAUGGUGAAGUUGACGAUAAUUGGACGGGUGAGUGAUGGGUUGCCGCUUGCCAAAGGUCCAAGAUAUGUGCAUGAAGAAAAUGAGAUUUUCACCACUUACAAGCAACAAGGAGAGUUCAUUCUCAAAGAAAUCUCAAGAGGAGACUUGAUUUCUUCUUCCAAGAUGACCAUCCGUGUGGACCACCAUUGCUUCAGGAUAAUGGUUGCAAAUGGAGUCUGUUUCAUGGCACUGUGUGAUUCAUCCUAUCCAAGAAAGCUAGCAUUCCUUUACCUCCAAGAUUUACAGCAGGAAUUUGACAAGCUAGAUAGGAGGCAAAUGGAGAGAGUUGUCAAUCCAUAUAGCUUUCUCAAACUUGAUACCAUCAUUGGUAAUAUCAGAAGGCAAUAUGUUGAUACAAGGACACAGGCAAAUAUAUCCAGGCUGAAAACUGGAAUUGGUGAAAAAGAUCUUGAUGUCAUUGCAGAAGACUUGCCAGAAAUAGUAAACCGAAGGCGAAGGCUUGAUAUGCUGGAGACUAUGAUGGCCGCCAAUCUGAGUGAUUCUCCAAUCUGGGGGUCUAAAAAGCUUGAGACCAUUGCUCUGAAAUGGACACCGGUCACUAUCCUCGUUGUGGUUACUGUUGUUCUCCUGUGGAGCAGUUCUGUUCACAGGGAAGAAUUCCAAUGACUGGUUUUUAAGGUUGUUUUGUUGUACUGCUUCCAAUGAAAUGAUGCAAAAGAUAUACAACUAGUUUAAGGUCUCAGAUUAUUGCAUUUGAAUGUGUACAGAUAGAUACAGAAGAAUUAAUUAGACCUUUUUUUCUUACAGACUUUCA